CUGAUUUUCACCGUGGAGCUUUCGUGCAGAAGGAGCAAGAUCUGUCCAUCUCAUCCAUGCAUGGGAAGCAGCAUCAUCACCGUCAGACCUUCUUCCUCCAGGUCCUUGUGAGCUCUUGAGGCUGGGAGCCUUGAGAUGCAACAACAGCACCGUGCCUUCAUCUCCAUACCUCAAACAUGGCCUGAGACUCCAGACAAAACCUCCCUUACUUUACCCCACCUUCCUCAUCCUCCCUCACCUCUUCCCUUCUCUCCUCCACUCCAUCCAUCCCUCCGUGGCCCCCUGAGGUUCCUCUUGGUUCUCCUGGCCUCCGUGUGUUUACUGCCUUGCCCAGCUGAAGGAGCCUGGUUUCGGGUUGGGGUGGUGGGACCGUGGGGAUGUGACCCUCUGUUUGCCAAGGCCCUUCCCAGUGUGGCGGCACAGCUCGCCGUCAACCGCAUCAACAAGGACCCCUCGCUGACCUAUGCUGCAACAUUCGACUAUGCUGUGCUGCAGGAGCCAUGUGAGACAUCAAGGGCGCUGGAGGCUUUUGUGGGUUUCCACACCAAGGCCUCAGGGUACACUGGACCAGCCAACCCCAGCUACUGUGAUGCUGCUUCAAUGCUAAGCAAAGGCUGGAACAAAGCGUUGUUUCCUUGGGGUUGUGUUGGCUACGAGUUGGACGAUGUCCGGAGCCACCCGACCUUUGCCCGCUCCAUGGCAAGGCCCACUUGGGUGCUGCUCAGCGUCAUGAACUACUUCAGGUGGGCCCACAUCGGCAUCAUCUCUUCCUCAGAAGACAUUUGGGUGGAGACGGCCACGAAGGUUGCUGACUCCUUGAGAAGCCACGGUCUGCCAGUCAGACUGGUCAGUUUUAUGGAGAACACACCUCACGGCAUCAGGCGAACCCUGGCCAAAGUUCGCAAGAUGAGAGAAAUACGGGUUGUGAUCCUCUGCAUGCACUCGGCGCUGAUCGGUGGUGGAGCCCAGAAGCUGCUGUUGGAGACUGCCUACGACAUGCAGAUGAUCGAUGGCUCCCUGGUCUUUGUGCCCUAUGACACCUUGCUCUACAGCCUUCCCCACCGCAACGUCUCCUACCCGGCUCUGAAGAGCAACAGCAAACUGCUGCGGGCCUACGACGCCGUGCUGACCGUCACCAUCAACUCACCACAGACGUCGUUCUACGAGGCCUACAGAGAGGCCAUGGAGAGGGGGGAGGUGGCAAGGACGCUGAAGCCACAGCAGGUGUCUCCUCUGUUCGGGACCAUCUACAACUCUGUCGUCUUCAUGGCUCACGCGGUGCAUCGUGUUCGGCAGUCUGGGGAGUGGAUGUCUGGCGGAAAUCUGGCAAGACACACCCGCAACCUGGCCUUUCAGGGCUUCAGCCACCCAAUCAAAACCAACGGCUCUGGAGCAGCUCUGUUGGACUACCUCAUACUGGACACAGACGGACUCUCCUGGGAGCUGAAGCCAGUGUACAGGAUCGACAUGGAAGUCGGCAUGGUGCACUUCCUGGGUCGAGACAUCCACUUCCCUCGAGGCUACGGACCCAGGAAGGACUCUUCCUGCUGGUUUACUCCUGGAGUCAUGUGCUCAGGGGGUGUGGAUCUGUUCAUGACCAUCAGCAUGUUUCUCGGGGCCAUCGCUUUCUGUGUUUUUGCUGUGGCACUGAUUUACUGCAUCAGGCGACGCAUCAAUCAGAUUCGACUGGUCAGGGGUCCGAACAAGAUCUUGCUGACUCUGGCAGAUGUCACAUUCAUAAACCCGUCACUUAGCAACAAGAAGCUGAGUCUGUCCGACAGCAGAGCCAGCGGCAUGAGGAGCGUGUCAGACCGCAGCCUUGCCUCACCGGUCUCCACCCAGUCCCCGGCCACCUAUGAGAACACCAAUGUUGUCAUUUAUGAGGGUGAUUGGGCGUGGCUGAAGAGGCUUCCUGAUGGGACGUUCAGCAGAAUCACCCCCAAAACCAGCGAUGUGUUUGAACUGAUGAAGGACAUGCGUCAUGAGAAUGUCAACCCCUUCCUGGGCUUCUUUCACGACUGUGGCGUGUUCGCCAUCGUGACCGAGUUUUGCUCCAGGGGCAGCUUGGAGGACCUGCUGCUGAACGAAGACGUCAAACUCGACUGGAUGUUCAAAUCCUCUCUGCUGCUGGAUCUGAUUAAGGGUAUGAAAUACCUCCACCACCGCGGCAUAUCGCACACUCGUCUGAAGUCCCGUAACUGUGUGGUGGACGGCCGCUUUGUCCUGAAGGUCACGGAUUACGGCUACAAUGAGGUUCUGGAGUCUCAGAGGUUCCCUUAUGUUGAACCACCUGCAGAAGAGCUGCUGUGGACGGCUCCAGAAAUCCUGAGGACUGGGCAGCCGGGGCAUCACGGGACUCUGCCCGGUGACGUGUUCAGCUUUGCCAUCAUCAUGCAGGAGGUGGUGAUCAGAGGGCCGCCGUUCUGCAUGAUGGACCUCUCUGCUGCAGAAAUUGUAGAGAAGCUCUGUAAGCCUCCUCCUCUGUUCCGGCCGGUGGUCAGUCCGGACUAUGCUCCGUUAGAGUGCAUCCAGCUGAUGAAACAGUGCUGGACCGAACAACCGGACAAGAGGCCCAGCUUUGAAGACAUCUUUGACCAGUUUAAGAACAUCAACAAGGGGAAGAAGACCAACAUCAUAGACUCCAUGCUGCGGAUGCUGGAGCAGUACUCGUCUAACCUGGAGGAGCUGAUCCGAGAGCGGACAGAGGAGCUGGAGAUCGAGAAGCAGAAGACGGAGAAGCUGCUGACACAGAUGCUGCCUCCAUCUGUGGCAGAGGCCUUGAAGGUGGGCGGGACAGUUAAACCAGAGUAUUUUGACCACGUGUCGCUUUAUUUCAGCGACAUCGUCGGAUUCACCACCAUCUCAGCCAACAGCGAACCCAUCGAGGUCGUCGACCUGCUCAACGACCUCUACACGCUGUUUGACGCCAUCAUAGGAAACCACGAUGUCUACAAGGUGGAGACGAUCGGCGACGCUUACAUGGUGGCAUCUGGUGUCCCCGUCCCUAAUGGCAACCGCCAUGCUGCAGAAAUAGCGAACAUGGCUCUCGACAUCCUGAGCGCUGUGGGAACUUUCAAAAUGAGACACAUGCCUGAUGUUCCUGUCAGGAUACGUAUAGGACUGCACACAGGUCCGUGCGUGGCAGGUGUGGUGGGUCUGACCAUGCCUCGCUACUGUCUGUUUGGAGACACAGUGAACACUGCCUCUCGAAUGGAGUCCGGAGGAUUGCCCUACAGGAUCCACGUCCACCAGAGUACAGUGAAGGUCCUGCGGGACCUAAAUCUCGGCUACAAACUAGAAUUAAGAGGCAGGGCAGAAAUCAAGGGGAAAGGAAUAGAGGAGACCUACUGGCUUGUAGGGAGAGAGGGAUUUACCAAACCUCUGCCUGUUCCUCCAGAGCUCAAGUCCGGGCAAAUGGCCCACGGGCUGCAGAUGGCCGAGAUAGCCCAGUACAAGAAACGGAAAGCCGAGAAACAACAACAGGAACAACUUGCAAAGAAGAAAAACUGAGCACGCGAAUCAGCAUCGCAACAAGUGAGUCAAAGGACAUGAAGCAGGUGUUUCACAAGGCGGUGAAGAAGAUCUCUCACGUCCGCGUCGUGACUCAGCUCUACGCGCCCGAAGACGAAGAGAACGUCAUGAUG
Molecule: messenger RNA, 3644 nt
Organism: Toxotes jaculatrix (banded archerfish)
Lineage: Eukaryota; Metazoa; Chordata; Actinopteri; Toxotidae
Gene: gc2
Product: guanylyl cyclase 2
Exons: 25
Coding region: 136-3510 (1124 amino acids)
Biological process (GO): protein phosphorylation; cGMP biosynthetic process; receptor guanylyl cyclase signaling pathway
Molecular function (GO): guanylate cyclase activity; protein kinase activity; ATP binding
Source: RefSeq, a predicted model, not a curated record